AUGUUAAUUGGUAUUGUGUCAUUGAUUUCAAUUUUCUUACUACAAGAGGCGAAUGGGGAAGGAGUGAUCUUUGAUGUGAAAACUCUUAUUACGGAUACCUGGAAAAAUUUAUACACACGUUUAGGUGACACAUUUAAAUGCUUCUUGGAAAAAUUACCUACAAGUCUUGGAGGCAAAAAUCAAACAUGUAUCGAAGAAAAAACUGCUAUAAAUGUGCUAUUCGAUAAGGCAUUGGGAGAUGAACCUCUACGUGAACCUAUUAAUUGGGAUGAAGUGAACAAAAUAAAUGAUGUAGAGAGAGGAAUAACUAUGUUCAGAAAAAAUGAAAUGUUAUUAAAGAGUCAAAUAAGUACCAUGAGUCAAAAUCUGGUUAAAAAAAAUAGAGCGAUCACACAAUAUUUGAAUUGUAAAAGUAAACAACAACAAGAAGAAACCUUCAAAUUAUUUAUCAAAGAAAUGAAUAAACAGUUUAAAAAUAACAAUCUAACAUCAUUUACUGAUUAUUCAACUGUGAAGGACUGUUUCAUAAAAGAAGAAGAGAUUUUUGAAAGAAAGAAGUCUUCUAAAAAUAAUGAAGAUUGCACUUUAUCUGAGACAUUCCCUGAAGAAGACAUUAUAACUUUGGAUCAAUUAAUUUCUAAGAAAUACGAUAUUUUGUGGAGAUGGAAUAAAGCAUUAUUUAACUACGAAUUUGCUUCGAGAAAUAUCAAGAGCACAGUAUAUUUCUUACAAAAGAUGUAUAACUUUGGAUAG
Molecule: messenger RNA, 753 nt
Organism: Schistosoma rodhaini
Lineage: Eukaryota; Metazoa; Platyhelminthes; Trematoda; Strigeidida; Schistosomatidae
Source: the annotation of a GenBank genome assembly